CAGACAUGGCAAACGCUUCGGAGGAUAGAGCGCUGGGCACCCAUGCCGCCAGCCUUGGGCCCGAGGACGUUGCUUGGGGCGGCGAAAACUCUACCGUGGCCAACUUCACGUCGCAGGAGUUUCAAUCCCCAGAUUUCUACGUGGUCCUCCCAGUGAUCUACUCCGUGAUCUGUGCGGUGGGCCUGACCGGGAAUACGGCAGUCAUCUACGUCAUCCUGAAGGCUCCCAAAAUGAAGACGGUCACCAACAUGUUCAUCCUCAACUUGGCCAUCGCCGACGACCUCUUCACCUUGGUCCUGCCUAUCAACAUCGCCGAGCACCUCCUGCACUACUGGCCCUUUGGAGAAGUCCUUUGCAAGAUCAUCCUCUCCGUGGACCACUACAACAUCUUCUCCAGCAUCUACUUCCUCACCGUCAUGAGCAUCGACCGGUAUUUGGUGGUGCUCUCCACUGUCCGGUCCAAGAGGAUGCCGCACCGUACCUACCGGGCGGCCCGUCUCAUCAGCGUCUGCGUUUGGGUUUUGGUCACCCUCAUCGUCUUUCCAUUCUUCCUCUUCGCCAAUGUCUACAAGGAUGACUUGAACAUCACCAGUUGCGGCCUCAAUUUCCCCAAGCCCGAAAGAACCUGGUUCAAAGCCAGCCGGAUCUACACGCUCCUGUUGGGAUUCGCCAUCCCGGUUUCCACCAUCUGCGCCCUUUACGCUGCGAUGCUGUACAAUCUGAGGAGCAUGAGUUUAAACUCCAACGCCAAAGCGCUGGACAAGGCGAAAAAGAAAGUCACCAUUAUGGUCUUCAUCGUCUUAGCGGUGUGUCUCCUCUGCUGGACGCCCUUCCACCUGGCCACCAUCGUGGCUUUAACCACGGACUUGCCCCAGACUCCCAUGGUCAUCGGCGUGUCCUAUUUCAUCACCAGCCUGAGCUAUGCUAACUCGUGUUUGAAUCCUUUCUUGUACGCCUUCUUGGAUGACAGCUUUCAGAAAAGUUUCCGGAAGAUGUUAGAAUGCAGAGCUGCUUAAAAACCUCGGAUUCCUAAUCCAAACUUGGGUUUCAUCAACACACACACACACGCCUCUUGCAAAC
This is a messenger RNA of Notechis scutatus (mainland tiger snake), 1080 nucleotides long. NCBI's taxonomy places the organism in Eukaryota, Metazoa, Chordata, Lepidosauria, Squamata, Elapidae. The record is from RefSeq and is a predicted model, not a curated record.